This is a messenger RNA of Triplophysa rosa, 1581 nucleotides long. It is a transcript of the gene rxfp3.3a1, whose product is annotated as relaxin family peptide receptor 3.3a1. NCBI's taxonomy places the organism in Eukaryota, Metazoa, Chordata, Actinopteri, Cypriniformes, Nemacheilidae. The transcript has a single exon. Gene Ontology annotation, biological process: immune response; G protein-coupled receptor signaling pathway. Bases 120 to 1145 code for a protein of 341 amino acids. Gene Ontology annotation, cellular component: membrane. The record is from RefSeq and is a predicted model, not a curated record. Gene Ontology annotation, molecular function: G protein-coupled receptor activity.
AUGCGCAUGAGUUGGUAUUGUUUAGAUAUGAGCGAUGUUUAGGUACAAAAGCCUCGACAACGAACUUAAAUAAUAAAGUUUCUGAAUAUAGAGAGGUACACGUUAAUCUUUAAGCCUAUAUGGCCACGGGCAAUGAAGUUGUGAAGUGGUUGGAUGUGAUGGGAGACAGUAAUCAAAGCGGCGUGAUCAACAGUUCGAUCAGUGAUCAGGAGCGCUUCAAAAGCUUGGAAGACAUCGAUGUGACUGCCGAUGGGAGCCCAGUGCUGCGGUUCAUAAUCUCCAUCACCUACUCUGUGGUUUGCGCCGUAGGUUUGAUCGGGAACCUUUUGGUCUUUUUCUUUAUUCGCGUUAAACAAGAGACAUGCAAAUCCAAAAUCAACUUCUUCAUCUUCAAUAUGGCCGUGACGGACUUUCAGUUCGUGCUCACUUUGCCGUUCUGGGCCGUGGACACCGCGCUGGACUUCAGCUGGCCGUUUGGAGAUGCCAUGUGUAAGAUCGUACUUUCUGUGACUGUGAUGAACAUGUACGCCAGUGUCUUCUUUCUAACCGCUAUGAGCAUCACGCGCUACUGGUCGGUGGCCUCUGCGCUCAAGGACAGCACCAGACAAACCAGUUGCUCUAUCAAAUGGGUCGCUGUCAUCCUCUGGUCUCUGGCCACCGUGGCCACCGCGCCAACAUCCAUCUUCUCAACAGUCACUAACGUGGCCGGCGAGAAACUUUGUUUAUUGAGAUUCCCCGACGGGCAGUAUUGGUUGGCAGUCUGUCAUUUGCAAAAGAUAUUGAUCGCGUUUAUUAUCCCCAUGGCAAUAGUAUCAAUGAGUUACCUGAUGCUGCUGAGGCUCAUCCGACAGCGCAGCAUGAAGAACAAUUCAAAGCGAAGAACGCAAGUCACAAAGUCCGUCACCAUCGUGGUUUUGUCGUUUUUCCUCUGCUGGAUGCCCAAUCAUGCCAUCACGUUUUGGGGCGUGCUGGUCAAAUUCAAUGUAGUGCACUGGGAUAAGACUUAUUAUAUCGUUCACACCUAUGUGUUUCCGGUGACGGUGUGCUUAGCACACGCAAACAGCUGUUUAAACCUACUUAUUUACUGCCUCAUGCGCAGAGAGUUCAGGAAAAAACUGAAGGAGCUGUUGUUUCUGCGGGUCUGAUGACGCGCGCUGUGCUGAACUUGCUUUUUGGUGCCAAUGCAACCAUUGAUAUCAAAGAACAAAUAAUUUAUUUCUUGUGUUGCCAAACAUGUUAUGUCAACAGAGACAGCAAAAGAAAAAAGCUGUACCCUAUUACUAUAUUAAUAUAGGUACAGCAUGUAAUGUUUUUAUUGCGUUGAAUGUCUAUGUCGCUAUGUUAAAUUGAAAGUGUUGUUCUUGUGAAACACAUUUUCCACAUUGUUACACAGUAUUUCCACAUUUGCUGUGUGCUGAAAAAAUAUAUGUAUUUUGGGCUAACGCACUGUAGCUAUAAUAAAACCACGACAAGUGUAAAUGUAGUGGCAUCUUACCGUAUCAGUUGCUGUAAGUAUGCGAAAUAUUAUGCUUGUCGUUUUUCGUGACAUGUUGCUUCAAAUUUUCCUCAUAGGGACCAACA